This is a messenger RNA of Rhizophagus irregularis DAOM 181602=DAOM 197198, 1221 nucleotides long. RefSeq lists its product as uncharacterized. Lineage: Eukaryota; Fungi; Glomeromycota; Glomeromycetes; Glomerales; Glomeraceae. Gene Ontology annotation, cellular component: cytoplasm; plasma membrane; cytosol. Gene Ontology annotation, biological process: ubiquitin-dependent endocytosis. Gene Ontology annotation, molecular function: ubiquitin protein ligase binding; protein-macromolecule adaptor activity. The record is from RefSeq and is a predicted model, not a curated record.
AUGCAGGCUCUUUCAACAUAUUUUUCCGAUUUUUUUAUUCAGCUUGUUGAACCUGCAAGAGAAUAUUUUCCUGGUGAAGAAGUUCAUGGAGCCAUUAUUGUACAAAGUUCUAAAACAAUUAAAUCAUCAGCCGUUCGUCUUAAACUUAGAGGAAAAGUAACAUCAAAGGAUCGUGAUUUUUGUCUUUUUGAAAAAGAAGUAUCAAUAGGAGAACAUAAACAAGUAGAAAAAUAUUUACAUUUUCCAUUUUCAUUCAAUUUGCCAACCGAUAUUCCUUCAUCCUGUAUGUUUUCUGGAUAUGGUAUUACAUAUACAUUAAAAGCUGCAUUACAAACGGUAUCAUGGUUAUCGGAAACAUUUUUACGUAAAUGUUCAACAGAGAUUAAAAUUUUAGAUGAUAUAAAUAUAAAAAAUUAUCCUCCACCAAUUGUUAGACCUUUUCAAAUUGAAGUUAAGGGGAAAAAGAAAUUUCGUGGCUAUGCUCAUAUAAAUAUUGAAAUCUCAAAGGGUGCAAUUAUGAGAGGCCAAUCUGUCCCAAUUAGUAUUCAUAUAAAACAUAUCGCUCCUAUUAAAAAUCUUGAAGGUGUACUUAUAGCUUUAUAUAAAAGAACAAAAACUAUAUCAAAAAAUGGUAAAGAAGAAACUACGCGUAAAGUAAUAUCAUCGACAAUCUUGCCUAUAUUAAUUAAUCCAGAUACAUCUGAAGCAACAAUUAAUACAAAAAUAACAGUUCCAAAUAAAGUGCCACCAACAGUUAAUAAUGCAAGAUAUUUUUUCAUAUCAUAUUCAAUAGAAAUUAACGUAGAUUUAACGAUUAAGAAAACAAUAUUCGAAACUUCUAGUAAAGUGGGAAAACACAGUUAUGCUCAUUUAAGAAAGAAAAUGGGAAAAUAUAAUGGUUAUUUUAAUAUACCGCUUGUAAUAGGUACAACUGACGUUAGUAAUUAUAAUAACAAUGAUUACACUAAUAUUCAUGAUCAUAAUCAUCAUAUGAGACGUCCAAGUGAAUGGACUAUUGGUUCUUCAAAUAAUCAUCCAAUUGAUCCUUCAUUUUUAUCAGCAUUAUCAGAUUCAUAUAACAAUUGUCAUUAUCAUAAUGAAGAUGGAGAUAAUUAUGCAAUGUCUUGGGAUGGAACAGGAACAAUCUCUCCCAUACCUUCUGCUCCUUCUGUAGAUGAUUUUGAAGUAUAUGAUGAUUUUAAUAUUCAUUAUUCUUCAUAG